This is a messenger RNA of Cryptococcus amylolentus CBS 6039, 204 nucleotides long. RefSeq lists its product as hypothetical. Gene Ontology annotation, cellular component: glutamate-cysteine ligase complex. Gene Ontology annotation, molecular function: glutamate-cysteine ligase activity. The record is from RefSeq and is a predicted model, not a curated record. The transcript is spliced from 2 exons. NCBI's taxonomy places the organism in Eukaryota, Fungi, Basidiomycota, Tremellomycetes, Tremellales, Cryptococcaceae. Bases 1 to 204 code for a protein of 67 amino acids. Gene Ontology annotation, biological process: glutathione biosynthetic process.
AUGCUAGGUGACUUGAUCACCCCUGCAUCGUGGAUGAGAAACUUUGUCACUUUACACCCGGCAUACAAGCAAAACUCCGUUAUCGGCGAUGAGGUCAACUACGAUUUGGUCAAGGCCAUUGAUGAGCUUGAAAGAGGUGUCAGGUCAGCUCCUGAGCUCUUGGGUAAAGACUAUGCUAUAUCAGGACCAACGGAGGCGCUUUAG